AUGGCGGCUACGUUGUCGUUCCGUAGCGGCAGCAUGUUCUCUACCGCGGUCAGACGCACCACACGGGGCGUCUACAACAAACGCACCUUCGCAACGUCCCCGGCCACCCGGCAAGCCACUCCCAAAGACACGACAUCCGACCUGAUGGGCCUGAACAAGAUCUCCUCCACCAUAACGUCUCCCAAAUCACAAGGUGCCUCCCAGGCCAUGCUCUUCGGCACCGGCAUGACAAAAGAAGACCUCCAGAAGCCACAAGUCGGCAUCUCCUCGGUUUGGUUCUCGGGCAACCCCUGCAACAUGCACCUAAUGGACCUCUCCAACGUCGUUCGCCGCGGCGUCGCCGAAGCCGGUCUCCAACCCAUGCAGUUCAACACCAUCGGUGUCAGCGACGGCAUCAGUAUGGGCACCACCGGCAUGCGCUACUCCCUUCAAUCACGCGAGAUCAUCGCCGACAGCAUCGAGACUGUCAUGGAAGGCCAGUGGUACGAUGCCAACAUCAGCAUUCCCGGCUGCGACAAGAACAUGCCGGGCGUCAUGAUGGCCAUCGGUCGACUCAAUCGCCCUUCUAUCAUGGUCUACGGCGGCAGCAUCGCUCCCGGCUGCGCCAGGACCCAGAACAACGCCGACAUCGACAUCGUCAGCGCCUUCCAAGCCUACGGCCAGUUCCUCUCCGGCGACUUCACCGAAGAGCAACGGUUCGACGUUAUCCGGAACGCCUGUCCCGGCGAGGGCGCCUGCGGCGGAAUGUACACGGCCAAUACCAUGGCCUCCGCGAUCGAGACCCUCGGCAUGACCCUGCCCGGCUCCUCCUCAUCCCCCGCUGCCGGCAAGGCCAAACAACUCGAGUGCCUGGCCGCGGGAGCAGCCAUCCGCCAACUCCUCAAGCUCGACCUCAAGCCUCGGGACAUCAUGACCCGGGGCGCAUUCGAGGACGCAAUGACCGUCGUCAUGGCUACAGGUGGCAGCACCAACGCCGUCCUGCACUUGAUCGCCAUGGCAGAUGCCUGCGGCAUCACCCUCACCAUCGACGACUUCCAAUCCGACCUGCACAACGUUGGCGGUAUCCCAGCCCUGCUGAAAUACCUCAUUGCUGAAGGCCUUGUCAAGGGCGAGCACAUGACUGUUACCGGCAAGACACUCAAGGAGAACGUCUCAACGGCACCAGACUUUCCGUCUGACCAAAAAGUCGUCCUACCGCCCUCCAAACCAAUAAAAGAGACCGGCCACCUUCAAGUCCUCCGCGGCAGCCUCGCGCCUGGUGGCGCCGUCGGCAAGAUCACCGGCAAAGAAGGCCUACGCUUCACGGGCAAAGCAGCUGUCUUUGAUUCUGAGCCCGCAUUCAUCGCUGCCAUGGAAGCUGAUAACGGGGCUACGAUCCAGAAAAUGAAACAGCAGAAGACUGUCGUCGUGAUCCGAUAUGAGGGGCCCAAGGGCGGGCCAGGCAUGCCGGAGAUGCUUAAGCCUUCCAGCUUGAUCAUGGGCGCUGGAUUGGGGAAGGACGUAGCGCUGAUCACGGAUGGACGAUUCUCAGGCGGUUCGCAUGGGUUCUUGAUUGGGCAUGUGGUGCCUGAAGCGCUGGAGGGUGGGCCGAUUGCUUUAGUGAGGGAUGGAGAUGAGAUCGUUAUUGAUGCAGAGAACAGGAUAAUGGACUUGAAGGUUGAAGAGAGCGAACUGGAGCAGAGGAGAAAGCAUUGGGAGGCGAAUAGGCCGAGGCCGAGGGUGGAGAGGGGCACGUUGGGCAAGUAUGCGAGGUUGGUGCAGGAUGCGAGUCGAGGGGCUGUGACGGAUGCUGUUGCUUGA
Molecule: messenger RNA, 1800 nt
Organism: Cyphellophora attinorum
Lineage: Eukaryota; Fungi; Ascomycota; Eurotiomycetes; Chaetothyriales; Cyphellophoraceae
Product: Dihydroxy-acid dehydratase
Exons: 3
Coding region: 1-1800 (599 amino acids)
Biological process (GO): branched-chain amino acid biosynthetic process
Cellular component (GO): mitochondrion
Molecular function (GO): dihydroxy-acid dehydratase activity
Source: RefSeq, a predicted model, not a curated record